Molecule: messenger RNA, 1785 nt
Organism: Paramisgurnus dabryanus
Lineage: Eukaryota; Metazoa; Chordata; Actinopteri; Cypriniformes; Cobitidae
Product: olfactomedin-4
Biological process (GO): signal transduction
Source: RefSeq, a predicted model, not a curated record
UUUAUCAGUUAUUUCACCAUUAUUUCUCAAGUUAGAAAGAAACUGUUGGCUCACCGACAAUUUUUUUCUUAGUACACCAUUUAAACACAGCUUUUUUAAGUCCUGUCAGAUAAAGUUGAAUUUGCUCCUGAGGUUACAGAGUCCCAACCAUGAGUCUGUCUAAUGUGUUCAUUUUGAUGAUCGUCAUUCCUCAAAUUCUUGUUCAGUCGGUGAGAGGAAAGGACUGUGUGUGCGAUCUAAAAAACACUGAUCCUGCUUUCCCUAAAAGCAAAUUUAAGAGAGUAGAGACCAUCGCCUUACAAUGCACUGCGACCAUCACUUCAGAAAAGAUGUUAGAGAAUGACAGACGACUUCUGGGUCUACAACAGCGUAUCAAGCAGCUAGAGGACUAUGUGGGCAUACUGGAAAAAGAGGAUGAUAAAAAUUUGUACGGGGCCGUGUCUCUCCGGAUCAUUGAGCUGGAGUAUGCCGAGAUUCUAAGUCUCCUGGACAAACUUAACAAAACCACCUUCAACUCUCAGCAUCUCAAUGUACAGACUGUAGCAGACCUUCAGGACAUGAAGGACACGAUGGAAGAGCUAGAAAGGUUUGACAGCAUGCAGGUGAUGAAGAAAGAACGUCAGAACCGCAGUAUCAAGAAGGACCUUGAGAAGUGCAGAGAAGACAAAGCUCCACCACCAGCCCCAACACUUCCCCCGGUUAAGGGUCGAUGUGGUCUGGGUCAGAUUGUCAGUGUGAAGGGACCUAAAACGUAUUCCCUUACGGUAUAUUCAACCUCCUACACCUAUGGCGCUUGGGGCAAGGAUGCGAACCCUGCUCCAGGAGAUGAGAAUAAAUACUGGCUGAUGGUGCUGUAUACUAGUAAUAUGUAUGGCAACUUUAUCCGCCAGUACAAUAGCUUGAGCACUAUGUUAUUAGGCAUUGGACAUACCGAUGUAUAUAUUGCAAGCUCUAAUCCCACAACUAACACAGUUCAGGGGCCAAACAUGGUGAUGUAUGGAAAUGCGCUCUAUUAUAACUGUUAUAAUACAUAUUCCGUCUGUCGGUUUAAUAUGACGGCUCGCACGGUUAGUAACGUGGCACUGCCAAAAGAUACAGGUUAUAACAGCAAGUUUCCGUUCGGAUAUCUCGCAGCAGCAUACAGCUAUACAGAUUUAGAUUUUGUCACAGAUGAAUUUGGCGUGUACGUUAUAUAUGCAACGACAAGCAAUUUCGGGAAUGUAGUCAUCAGUAAAGUUGAGACCAGCACUCCGCCCGUUCUGGGCCAAACUUGGUCAACUUCACUGCACAAAAAAACUGUCACAAAUACUUUCAUGGUAUGCGGUGUGCUGUACGCCACCAGGUUUAUAGACAAUGACAAAGAGGAGAUCUUUUAUUCAUUUGACACCAAAACCAACACAGAGCGCUACGAUUUGAAAAUUAAUAUCAAAAAGAUGCAAGCCAAUAUUAAAUAUCUCAACUACGACCCCAGAGAUCAUUUGCUGUACGUGUACAGUGAUGCCUACAUUCUAACAUAUGAGAUCGUGUUUAACUAAUUUAAACUGGAUUAUGGCUGUAUUCCACUUUAGGACUACAGGCCACAACCUUAUACGCUGUGGAAGGAGCAGAUGUUCUCUUUGUGCUUUUCAGCUACUAAUACUCUGGAAAAUUUAAAGGAAUUAUCUACCCAAAAAUGAAAAUUGUCAUCAUUUACUCACUCUCAUGCCACCCCAAAAGGAUUUUACUUCCUGUCAGGGAUGGCAUGAGGGUAAAUAAAUUAAGAGACCAUUUUCAUUUUGAGGCACC